AUUUAAAAUUGAUAACACUGAUAAAGAGCAAGUUUUGAUAACCAUACUAGUCGUAGGGACUCCUGGGGAGAUCUUCCGAUAAUUUGUGCAUUCGCCAAAAUCAAGAGAAUCGGCGUACUAACAAUUACUUUCUUAUAAUGGAAUUUCCGUGGCUCAUCAGAAGGAAUACCAAGAAAGAUGUUCACGAAUAUAUCCACGACGCAACAACAGGAUAUCCGUUAAAGUAAUCAACUGAUACCUAUGAAAUAUAAACAUACCUUUGUAUCUGUGUCUAUAUAUAGUAAUGACCCGGUGUGUUCACUUGCAUUAGGAUCAUCGGUAUUGGGCGACUCCAUUGUGUCUUGAGGUAUGCCGACAUGGUUAUUGUGUACUCACCUUUAAAAUAUUAUUCUUUAAAUGCAUUGGGUAUGAUUCAUUCUACAGAAUAUACAUAAUAAAGAAAAUACUGAAUUUAAUAUCAAGUUAUACAUUGCCUUCAUAUGCUGACAUAUCAAUAAAAAAUAACACUAAUGCUGUUGUGGAUCAUUAUUUCUACUAAUUAUUACCUUGAUAUAAUUAAAUUGAUUUUUGUUAUUCAGAAAUUCUAAGAAGAUUAAACUAAAGAAUCACCCAUUACCCCCUAUAAUGGGUUGGACUUGUCCGUAAUGGAUAUGUUAUCGUAGUCCAAUAUAGCAGGUCUUUGUAGACGUAAAUGCCCACUAGGGGAUCGAUUUGAUUGUUUAUAAGUAACAUAGCUACACUCACAUUGGAAUUCCCUUUUAACAGACCCGUUAUAUAUUAAAAGUUUUAAUUCUAGAUGGAAAACACGUCUAUUACUUUAUAGGACUCAGCUUGGUGAAUAGGUCACAACAAAGUAUACGUAGGUAAACAAAAACACUCUCAACAUGGCUGAAGUUUCACCACAGGACAUACGUGUGCUGAAAUGUCUGGCUGCUCCUCCACAGUUGGUCAAAGAUACACUAGCAGCUGUAAUGAUACUAAUAGGGGAGCCUAAUCCACGGGAUUACAAAACUGCUCUAAGAGCACUAUCUAACAAAUCUGACAAGUCACUGAAUCAUAGACUGUCGUCACUAGAUGUCGACACUAUCGCUAUGGAGGACGCUGUGAAAGCACGAGGACUUGUUAACGGAAUAACAAAAGAAAGAAUUCGAAGUGUCUGUGCAGCUGCUAGCGGCAUCUUUUGUUGGGUACAGACUGUGCUAUCCCGGGUAGAGGAGAGGAAAGGAAGCCUAAGUACAGACAAGGUAGACCUAACCAACUGAUCUUAAUACUUAUACUAUCAAGUAUUUUACAGAAAGACUAUCUAUGCAAUAUUGAAAAAGGCCAAAGAAACCUGCGCCCUUUUCAUUCUUUCACAGUUGUCCAAAUUUCAAGGGAUAGCACGCCUGUUCGUCCGAAUUGGAAGGAAUUGUCACAUAUUUUGUACGUCCGAAUUGACAGGAACUCUCAAAGACAUUAUACGUCCGAACUGGAAGGAACUGUCAAAGGUGUUUUACGUCCGAAUUGGAAAAAACUCUCAAAGACGUUUUUCGUCCGAACUGGAAGGAACUGUCAAAGAUGUUCUACGUUCGAAAUGGAAGGAACUGUCAAAGAUGUUAUAUGUCCGAAUUUGAAGGAACUGUCAAAUAUGUUAAAUGAUGAAACAAUUGAGCGUUAAAUAGAUUGACAAAACUGCGGACCAAACGAUAUUAACUGAUAAGAUACUAAAUUAUUUAAACCAUUGGGAAUGUAGUAUGAUGCUUUGAGGAUCGUUAAAAUGAUACGGUUUAAGUGGAACAAAUAUUAAACUUUAAAGGAAAUAUCCACUUGUGUGUUUCGUAAAAGUCUUUAAGUUUGGGGAGAAGCGCGUUAUCAUUUCCCGUCGUGGGGUUGUGCUGUAAUGCUAAAUUACAGAUAGAUAGCAUGGGAAUAGUUCUCGAGCCGAUUCAUAUCGGUUUUUUUUUUAUUUUGUUUAAAAAUAAGCACUGUCCUAAUUUACAAAACAAAUUGUGGUAUGCGUUUCUUUGUUUUUAAUAAUAAAACAAUUACGAAUAUGCACUUAAUAUUCUUGAUAUUAAAUUCAACAUCAAAACUGGUUUUGCAUCUCCCCAGCCA
This is a messenger RNA of Pecten maximus, 2094 nucleotides long. RefSeq lists its product as uncharacterized. Lineage: Eukaryota; Metazoa; Mollusca; Bivalvia; Pectinida; Pectinidae. The record is from RefSeq and is a predicted model, not a curated record. The transcript is spliced from 3 exons. Bases 885 to 1262 code for a protein of 125 amino acids.